Molecule: messenger RNA, 312 nt
Organism: Helobdella robusta
Lineage: Eukaryota; Metazoa; Annelida; Clitellata; Rhynchobdellida; Glossiphoniidae
Exons: 2
Coding region: 1-312 (103 amino acids)
Source: RefSeq, a predicted model, not a curated record
AUGACGGCACUAGAUGAACUCAAUACAACUAUUCUGAGAAAAGAACUACGACAACGAAACCUCGACUCGAAAGGAACGAAGGCAGUUUUUAUCGACCGCAUAAGGGAUGCUUUGAUAAAUGAAAAUAAAAGAGUGACAUAUAUGCAACCGGAGUUGUUGAGAGUCACGAAAACAGUAGAAGCUAACAAUUCGAACAGCAAUAAUGAUUUAGAGACUUCAUUGCUAGCAAAAAUUACAACAUUACUUGAUACAGUUCAAAAUAAGAUAGAAAACAAAUUAAGUGACAGUGAAAACAUGCACACAAGCACAUAA